This is a messenger RNA of Marmota monax (woodchuck), 7359 nucleotides long. It is a transcript of the gene Emb, whose product is annotated as embigin. Gene Ontology annotation, cellular component: axon; plasma membrane. The transcript is spliced from 9 exons. Gene Ontology annotation, molecular function: cell-cell adhesion mediator activity. The coding region runs from base 1 to 1272 and encodes 423 amino acids. Gene Ontology annotation, biological process: axon guidance; dendrite self-avoidance; homophilic cell-cell adhesion. NCBI's taxonomy places the organism in Eukaryota, Metazoa, Chordata, Mammalia, Rodentia, Sciuridae. The record is from RefSeq and is a predicted model, not a curated record.
AUGCGAGCGUUCACGGGCCUGCGGGGGCCCCUGGCGCCCCGAGCGUCCUCUGCCUGGCCGCUUCUCCUUGUGUGCCUAAUAGCUGGGACGCCCUGGAGCUUGGCGGACAGCGAUCCCCCAGGUGUGAUGGGUGCAGGGGCCGGGAUGGGGAGGGCUCGGGGCGCGCCUGGAAGGGGCGCAGAGAGCUCGAGUCCUCGCAGGGGGAGGGCAUCGCGGGCGCGCUGGGGCGGCGGUGGUGGGGAGCAGCGCGCGGAUGCUGGCGAAGGCGGGCUGUGGGGCGGCGGCGGCGGCCUCCCAUUGGCUGGGUGUGCGUUACCUAAGCUGAACCUGGGAACUGGAGAGGCUCUGGCUUGUCUGCUUGGUGGAGUGAAUCUGGAACGAGUGGCGCCGGAUUCAGCUUUUACAAAUCUUGUUGGAGAAGAAAUGAUGGCAAAAUACUCUAACCUGUCCUUGGAGAUUCAUAGCAUAUCACUGACAGACAAGUCCAGUAUGCUAGUAGAAAAAAAUAUCACAUUAGAAAAGCCUUCUAAUAUGGAACUCACAUGCCAGUUCACAACAUCUGGAGAUUUGAAUUCAAUAAACAUUACUUGGAGAAAAGGUGAUGAGCUACUUGAGAAUAAUAAUUAUCUCAUUAAUGCAUCAGGAAACACCCUGUAUACCCAAUACACGUUCACCAUCAUUAAUAGCAAACAAAUGGGAAGUUAUUCCUGUUUCUUUGAAGAGGAAAAGGAACAAAAGGGAACAUUUAAUAUCAAAGUUCCUGAGCUUCACGGAAAACACAAGCCAUUGAUCACGUAUGUGGGAGAUUCUACUGUCCUGGUGUGUAAAUGUGAACACUGUUUUCCUACAAAUUGGACAUGGUACCGUAGUAAUGGGAGUGUACAGGUUCCUGUUGAUGUUCACAUGAAUGAUAAAUAUGUUAUCAGUGGAAAACACGCUAAUGAAACAAGGCUCAAGAUAAUGCAUCUUUCGGAGGAAGAUGGCGGAUCCUACUGGUGCCAUGCAAUAUUCCAGCUGGGCGAGAGUGAGGAACACAUUGAACUUGUUGUGCUGAGCUUUUUGGUGCCCCUCAAACCCUUUCUUGCAAUCAUUGCUGAAGUUAUCCUUUUAGUGGCUUUUAUUCUGCUUUGUGAAAUGUACACGCAAAAGAAAAAGAAGCACCCAGAGGAAGGGAAAGAAUUUGAACAAAUUGAACAGCUGAAAUCAGAUGAUAGCAAUGGUAUAGAAAAUAAUGCCCCAAGACACAGAAAAAUUGAAUCUGGGAACCAAUAAAUGGAAAGAUCAUGUCAGGGGUCAUGGGAAGAUGUGUGCAGAGUUCAUAUUUCAUCUUGGUUUAUCCUUUCUUUUAAGACCAUCAGAGUUUUUAUUUUUUUAAAAGACAAAAAGUUUAUGCAACACACAAAGUAGUAGCUUCAUAAACAAAAUGUGCUAUCUCAUAUCUAAAGAUAUAUUUUUAUUUUGUUAUUGUUUUUAUGUUAAAGCAAGGUAAAUUGUUUCAAACAUGUUCUAUGAGUUGUAAUCCAAGAUAAUGAAUUACAUCCUGGUCCAUAACAGACACACAGAACAGACACCAGCAAAAUCAGUUAAUAGUUUAUUGAACAAACGUCACUAAAGACCUGUUUAAAACCAAAGAAUUUAUUAAAGAGAAAGCCUUUGCCAUUUGUCUUAAAAAGUUAUUUUUUUCCCCAAAUCUUACUCUGUAUGUGAAAUAUUUGUAACAAUUUUCAUGUAAAGUUCUUCCUUCUGUGAUACUGUAAAAAAAUGUGUCUUCUUUGGAAAUGAAUACUUUGUGCUUUUGCUAAUGAUGGUUAUCCUACAAUUUGUAGAAUAAAUAUAUACUUUUAAUCCAUAAAUAAUGGUUUAAAGCAAGGAAAUAAAACCAUUUGCUUGUCCCAAAGUGCUGUCACUACAAAAGCAAAUCCUCCUAAUCUUAAUCCACUCAUUUCCAUUGCUUUCCUACACCAAACCAAAGAUCUGCUUAGUCUUUAUAAGUAGAAUCCCCUUCUCCCCACCAUGGGGUUUGAACUUUUUCAGGUACACCUCCUGGUGUUCAUGUUUUAAGUUGCAGAACUAUAUAGUCAUAAUGCAACACUGUGACUAUCUGUAAUUCAUCUGUGGUUCAUGGUUUCCUAGUAUCUUUUAUUUGUUAUGUAGUUUCUUGGAAUUUAUGACUGGUUAAAUAUAUAAAAAUACACAAUUGAUGCUUUAUGAUAAUAAUUCCUUAGACUGAAAUCUGAAAGUACUAAAGUACUUCCAUGUUGUUGCAAAUGCCUUAGACUUAUCUUGAAAAAAUAGAUAGUUUCUAUUGCACAUAUAACUGAAGUAUUCUCUAAGGUCACUAUAACUAAAUGAAAUGAAAUCUAAACGGAUAGGAAAAGUGAUCAAUGGCUUUAAAUGAAAUAUGGAAAUUAUGCCUCAUACUAGAUUGGGAGCUCUUGAUACUUAAGGGCCUGGGGUCCUGCUGCUUAUCGGGCAACAGGGUUAAGAACAAUUAGAAGCAAAGAGGGAAGAGCUUGGGACUAUGUUAAAAAUUCACAUUUCUUGGUGAUUAAAGGAUUAAAACUUGGGGAAGAAAAUUCAGUGAUUUGAAAAGAAAUAUUUUAUAGAAACUUGCACCAUGCAUAUAUUGGUUAAGAAAAUUAUAAGAUUCUAAUAGUGAAAAUUAUAUGGUAUCUUACCUAAUGUUAUUAAUAGCAUAAGUAAUAUACAUAAAGUAAGCACUUGGAAACUGCUCAUUAUUUUAUUGCUGCAGCAGUGCAGUCUUUUGUCAUAAAACAUGUUGAGUAGACAUAUAAAUUUUAUCAAACUGGAAUACACUGCUUUGUGGCCAAAUUAAUUUUAUUGGUCUUAGAGCCAUUCAUUUGUUUUGAUUAAAUUCAUUAUUAAUUUGAAAAAAUUAUCUUGGGUGAUAUGAUGGCAGUUAGUUUAAUCCAAACAACUUGAAUUCAGUGAAAAAUUAAUCAAAACUGUUAUUUGAGUAAGUCCAAUUCAAAUUGGUAUAUCUGUGACUAGCUGUGUACAACACCAAAUCAGUAUAGCUCUUUUGCAUGUACAUGCUUCUAUUUUGACACCACCAACUGUUUAGGUUAAAAUAGAUUUCAAGAAAAAAAAAUGAAAAUUAGUGCCCUAAGGUCAAAUGAUCUGAAACAUUUAUCUAGUAAAUUGAAAUUUUAAGUGGCAUUGCUUUUAAGUGGCAAUGCUUACCAUUUACUUUUUUUUUCUAGCAAAGACAAGUUAUUUUAAUAACUCUAGGCAGAAAAGGUACUUCAACAUUUAAGUUGAUGUUUGGCUUUUCAGAGUCUCUCUGGAGGGCCCUGGAAAAUUGCUUUAGCACUGUUUAUUAAAAAUGAAAUGAUUCCAUUACCUCACCUCAUGGAAAAGAUAAAUGGAAUAACUAAGAACGUCCAAUUGUCAAUGGACUACAGAUACUAAGCAGAAGAAAAGCUGAAGCAGAGAAACCACUCCAGCUUUAUAUGUUAGACACCUAGGGAAAUUUUGUGAUUCUUUCCAGCUCAUGGGGAUUUUCAGAAUAAUAAGUGGAUUUAAUGAUGUUAUAGAAUUCCCAGAUAUUUUCACAUUCAGGUUAUAUGAAAAAGUAUAUCUUUUCCUUUUGCAGUCUGUUUUUCCCUAGCAUUACUUAUGUAGGCCCAAUUUUAAAAUUGAUUGUGCUCCUUUCUUCUCCUUUACUUAUGGGUCAUGAAUCUCCAUUUCUUUGACCUUAAUAGCUCAUUAAUCCACCCCAUUGCCUCCCCCCAUCCCACCUUCACCAGCUGAUUUUUGUUCCCCAGUCUCAUCUUCUGUCAACCCAUCUUUUGUGCUGCUGCUUGAUCCUCUUUCUUAAAUACAAAUCUCACUUUUGAACUUCACCUGAUAGGUUCCAGGCCAAAUUGCUAUAGGCUCACCAUUGCCAUUUCUUAAUAUUGCAGUUAACCAAAUUGCUGAUCUCUCUCCAAUGUCUUGAAGUAGCUUUUGUACAUAGAGAUUGAGCCCAGAAUGCUCUCCCUGAUGUCUUUCCCCACUCCACUAGCUCAAGACUACCUGUCAUAAUUUUAUGCUGAUCUUAUGACUUUGGGUAGUUCUCAUACCCAGUGAGACAUGUAGUAUCUUAGGUGCACAAACUUCUCUGCGUUUAUUGCCCUGUAUUAUAAAAUAUGUUUGCUGGACUCUUUCCUGGAUUUUGCCUUUUAUUUUUAUGUCCUGUAUCUACCACAAUGAACAUAUGUUAAAGAUGUCAUGAAAAUGUGUUUUGAAUGGAUAAAUUUAUUAAUAAAAAUCAAGUUUUGGGCUGGGCUUGUGGCUCAGUGGUAGAGCACUUGCCAGGCACAUGUGAGACACUGGGUUUGAUCCUCAGCCCCACAAAAAUAAAUAAAUAAAUAAAGGCAUUGUGUCCAUCUAUAACUAAAAAAAAUAAAAAUAAAUAAAUCAACUUUUGUAAAUUUGUGCUUAUUUUAGAGAAACAAUUUAAAUGGUGACAAAUCAGAAUUUAAAAAAUAUUUUAACAGGGGAAAACAAUCAUAUAACUUGACUAAACUAUUAUACAGAAACUAUUGUUUUUAACUUAAGUUCCUAUUGUCCUCCAUGUUUCAUGGACAGCACACAGAUAAGCCCAUUUUUUAUUUUAUUUUGUAAGUUAAUGUGUUGACUUUAAAUGUAAAGAAUUUCAGUAAUUGUAUUCUUUUGUAUGGUUCCCUAGAGAGUUGAUAGUUGUGUCCACUUCACUAAUCUCAUUCCACUGUCCCCGUCCAGACAGUGUCUUCUGAUACCUCAUUCUCAGAAUUCACUUCAGACUUUAAUUUUAAAAGAAACAAUUUUUUAAAAAAACAUUUUAGUUUGGAUCCCUGAAAGCAUACCUUUCAUCAAAUUCAUCAAAAGGAAAAGUUGUCAGUUCUGCUUGCUUAUGCACUGGGUCCUUAUCUUUGAGGCACUUAAAUAGGUUUAUGCAAAAUGAUUUACUGAGUAUCUGCUCUACUUCUUGUUAGAAAAUGAAUCUUCUGUAACUGAACAAAUUUAUACACAGAAUUGGGGACUUACUUCACAUUAGCGAUGCUCAACUUUAGAUAGGAAUGACUUCAAGAAUGUGUUCUAGUAUUAAUUAAAAGGCAGUGACCUACUUGUCGGUGCUCUGAAUAAAUAUUUAUGAAAAGAAUGAGAAAUAGAGGAAUGAUUCAAUUAUUUUGGAAUCUUGAAUCAUACAUAUUUAUACAUGUCUACUUUGAUUUUGAUUAACUGCAAAUUUAUCCUAUUAUAAAGAAAAAGAAAACUGGCACUAUGUGCACUUCUUUCAUACCACACUUAGAGAUGUCUUUGCACUCCAUCUGGAAAGUCAGUUAUAUGCCUUGUUGCCAACUGAGUUCUUCAUUAAGGAAUAUUACAUUAUUUAAUAACAACAACUGACAUUUAUUGAGUGCAUAGUGUGUGAUAGGCACCAUGCAAAAUGCUUUGGAAUAUUUUAUAUCAUUUAAUCUCCACAUCAUCCUAUGUCAUUAAACAGUUAUUUCCUGCUAUUUUAUAUUUAUAGAUGAGGGAACUUAGGCUCAGAGAGAUGGAGUAAGUGCCUCAAGUCAUCCUGCCUGUCAUGUUUAGAAUUGGGACUGAAAUCCUAAGUGCUAACUUAGGCUUACCUACCUUGUGGAGCAACUCUACCUGUUAGUUACACACUUCUUAGAAAAUAAGGUUAUUUGCCGCAGUCCGGCUGCUGCAGCAAAAUAACCGGGGGGUGACGAAUAACUUGUGUACGUUGAUACAGCAGGAGUGGGAGCCGUUUAUUGCAGGACAGGAGCAGUAUUUAUACAUUCCACAGAGCUUAUCUAAUUAGCAUAAACUAGAUACAUCAGUCAACCAAUAAGGAAUCUCCACACUUAAUAGCUCGCUUUUGUUACUUCUCAAACCACUCCCUCUGGCAUUUUGCCAGGCACCAUCCAGACUUGUUUACGAACUCUAACAUUCCCCUGGCUAAAUGCCAGGUGUUAUUUUUGACUUGUUUACAGACUCUAACAGUUAUUAUGUAUUAUCUUUCUAUGAUUUUUGAAAUUCACUCUUCUGGCUGGCCAGUUAUAUCAUAAGUUCCAUAAUCUUUCACUCAAGAUUUAGGGAACCCAUGCUUUGGCAUCCUGUGUCUCUCCAUUGGUGCUGGGGAACCAAAAUACCUUAAUUUGUUUUAACACUUUUUCUAAUUCUACUUGUGAGUGGUGAGUGUGACCAUAAAAUUUUUCACAACACUGAAAGUGAAAGAAGAUGUUAAUUAUAAAAUCACAAAGACAAAAGACAGAAAAUGAACCCGGUGGUCAUGCUUUUAGCCUACAGGGAGGAACUGAGUAUUUUAUGGAUGUUCUACCAUAGACACAGUGGUAACAUCUGCAGCAAGUUUGAAUGAUUAACAGAAAUUAACUUUCAGAGGAUAUCCAAUUUUAGGUAAUGAUGAAAAUAGUCAUUUUUAAUAAAUGUCAGGUGAAUGUCACUGUGGAGAAGUGCCUAUAGUGAGACCAUCUACUAAGCUUAAAGUUUCAUUAAUACUUUGUGCAAGUAUGUGAUAUGACUCAGAUUUAUUGGCAUUAAAAGUAUGAUUCACAAGUUAAAAGAGAAAAUGGCAAAUAAAAUCUUGAUUUUUGCUAGCUUAUGGGAUGAACUGGACAGUUAUUUGGAUAUGUGUAUCCUCUGAUUAAUUCAUCAUUAUAAUAAUGUCUGGGGUUCUAGGUGAAUCAGACAUGCCCAGUGAUGCCUUUAUUACAAUAUUUGCAUGUGAAUAGCAUUGUCAAAAUUUCUUUUAAUUCCAUGACUAACCUAUAACAUCUAUAUUUCUUACUCUUUCAUUACCCCAUGGGAAAAUGUGAGGGAAACCUGUUUAGAGUACUGGUUAAAAUCUACAUAUUAUUUUGGUGUGUUAUCUAAUGUGUUUAAAAACGUUGUUCAUGAAAAUUAAUUUUGCUAUGCAAUUUUUAAUUUAAUUCAGAAAAUAAUUUAUCACAAAUUAUUUUUUCUAAAGUUUCAUAAAUAAAUGAAAAUAUUAGAUUUAUUACAUAUGUAAUUAACUAAUAUUAUCUAAUGCUGUAAAAUGAAUAGCACAAAAUAUGAUUAUAUUAACUGCUUUUGUACCUUUCAAGAUAAAAGUUGACCAUAAACUUUAAUCUUAUUUAAGUCAAGGACCAUUGACUUAUUAUGACAUAUUUCCUAAUAAUUGUAAUGAUUUCUUUUAUUAGCCCAUGUGUAAAUUCUCAUCAGUGCCUUUCUGUAUUGUGUAAAUAGCACAGAAAAUAUGUGUAUAAGAAUGUUGUAAAAAUCUUUGGUUAUUUGCAUAACCCAGCAUGUAUCUAAUAUACAAUUAAAUUCAAUAAAAUAAAUUUUGUGAAUUAAAAAUUUAAA